AUGCACUUUAACCAUCUUCAUUCUUAUCAAUUGCCUAUUUCUCUAUCUAACACUCAUUUUUUCACACACACACACACAUACUCCAUGGCUCUAAAAAACUUAACCCUAGUUACUUUCAUCCUCAUUUUAACCAUAACCCUUCAGAUUCACUAUCUUGAUGCAAGAAACUUAAAACAAAACAGCAUCAGCCAACUUAAUGCAAUUGAAGCUCUACAGACAAAACCUAUCUCAACUAACACUACAGUCGAGUCUCAGCCACCACCAUCACCACCACCACCACCACCGCGAAGUGCUCAAGACUUCCGGCCAACAACACCUGGCCACAGCCCUGGGGCGGGGCAUUCUAUUCAAAACUAG
Messenger RNA from Lactuca saligna, 357 nucleotides. Lineage: Eukaryota; Viridiplantae; Streptophyta; Magnoliopsida; Asterales; Asteraceae. The record is from the annotation of a GenBank genome assembly.